Molecule: messenger RNA, 732 nt
Organism: Striga asiatica
Lineage: Eukaryota; Viridiplantae; Streptophyta; Magnoliopsida; Lamiales; Orobanchaceae
Source: the annotation of a GenBank genome assembly
AUGAAAAUUGCACUAAAUGCUGCAAAAGGCCUCGCCUUUCUUCAUGAGGAGGCUGAAAAACCGGUCAUAUAUCGAGAUUUCAAAACUUCAAAUAUUCUGCUAGAUGUGGAUUAUAAUGCAAAGCUAUCCGAUUUCGGGCUUGCCAAAGAUGCCCCUGAAGGCGAUAAAACGCACGUUUCGACUCGUGUGAUGGGAACAUACGGAUAUGCCGCCCCAGAGUAUGUAAUGACAGGACACUUGACGGCUAAGAGUGACGUAUACAGUUUUGGAGUCGUGCUCCUCGAAAUAUUGACCGGACGAAGGUCAAUGGACAAAACCCGGCCCAUCAACGAGCAGAACUUAGUGGAGUGGGCCAGGCCCAACUUGGCAGAAAGGAGGAGAUUCUACAGGCUGGUGGACCCACUUCUCGAGGGUCGUUUUUCGAUUCGGGCCGCCCAGCAUGCUGUCCAGAUGGCGGCCCGUUGCCUCAGCAGGGAUGCGAAGAUGAGGCCUGCAAUGAGUGAGGUAGUUGAGGCUAUAGAGCCUCUGAUCAACUUGAAGGACUUGGCCUGCUCGAGUUCGUAUUUCCAGGCCAUGAACGCGGGCCGGGCCAGUUUGAAUGCUGGUGGCAAGAAUGGGCUUAAGUUGCAGCAGCCCAUUAGAAGCCCGUCGAUGCACAAUAGACGGGCUUCGUCCCCGUUUAAUAAUAUUCAGACUCUGCAAUCGCCUGUGGCGAAAAAUGUUUGAAGGUCC